AUGGCCGAGACGAGAGCCAACGACGCCCCGGCCAGACUCAACAGAGAGAGAUCGAGAAGGGAGAAACAUUCCUGCUGUAUGGCGGGGCACCAUGACGCGGCCGUCCACAAUCACAUCGGCUCCUUCCGGGCGUUGUUACUAGCUGAAACGGAUAGGCUGGUGAGCUCUGUCGUCGGAGGCAGCGGCGGCGGCGGCAUCCAUGCCACCACCGUGAAAGCUGUCGGAGACUUCCUGAUCAGCUUCAACGGCGAGGGCACAAUCCCUUGGGCUCGACUCUACGACUCUUUCCCGUCUUGGCAGCAGCGGUCCGGACUUCUGAAUGAAGCGUGGGACAGAGACGAAGAUCUUCACAAGGCUAAGGUGAUUUUCACGCUAAUCACCGCUGACGGAAAGGGCGCUAUCAACAGGAAGGCACUGGGGGCCGGAGGCAACUGGGAAAUCAAAAGUGGAGGCAAGAUAGGGCACGACGUCCUCCUACGCAAACUGUAUUUAAAAAAUGGCGGCUCCGUGAAAUGGAGUUCCAUCACAAUGUUCGAGUUCCAUCUCAAAAUGGAUCUCAAGACCUCCUUCCAUCCUGGCUCGUCUCCUCGUUCCCCUUUGUUGUCUAGGGUCGCCGCCCGCCGCCGCCGCCGCCGGCCAAGCUACCCUUUACCAAGUCCCGCACCGCCACACCCAAACUUUAGUAAGCGACCGACAAACAGGCAUGUCGACGGAGAGGAUCCGCCCCGAGUUGCUAUCUGUGUGCUACAUCCGACCAACUAUCGUCAUGUUAUUCGGGAUUUGAAGAACUACGUCCUUGAGGGAGACUUUCCAGGACGAAAUCAAGCAAACCUGCAGGUGGAGCAAUACCAAGACCCUCCUUGUGAUGCUGGAUUCAGGAAUGGUCAACAUGUUGAUCACACCACUAUUCCAGCUUCUAACAGUGAGAGGGACAUUCUGGGAGCAAAUCAAGCAGACCAGAUGGCAGUGCAACACGAGGGACAUUAUUUAGUUCACAAUGUUGCUCGAUUCGGGAAUGCUACCCUGUUCAAUUACACCGCUAAUCCAGUCUCUAACAGUGAGACAAGUUAUGGCCAGCCAUCAAUUCGUUCCUCCCAGGAAGCCCCACCACCACAGGCAUUUUUGGAUGGUCUUUGUCAGUUUCUAUUUUCAGAAGAGCCUGAUGGACAACAUUCUCAUGCUGACGAAAUGGCAAUCUUUAACGUCUUCUACAAUUUACUUUGACUGGGAAUAGGAACAUGUAGGCUAUUACACCAGUCCAGGAUUCCAUGGAAACCAGACGUUAUGCCGAGACCUGAGGCCAUUGAUGCGUACAAGAUGUUGCGGGUUGUAUUUUGAAUCAUAAUAAUUUGGAUAGUUUUUGUCCCAUUUCUGGAACAAUUUUAUCCUUCGGCGUCAUCAUUUCCCAAUGAGCUUUUAGACAGCGAUAUGACAUAUAUGAGUAGCUAUGCAUAUCUUUAUGUCAUUGCAUUUUUGUAUUAGGACAUUUUGGAUAAUUUUUGUACUGUUCCUUGGACAAUGCUACUAUAUAAUAGUUAUAGUAUAUACCACUUUUGAUAGAACAAUUAUAUUUGCUGGUUGCUUGGCAACAGCAAUGCAAGUAAACUCCAUUAUCGAUCUGUACACUACC
Triticum dicoccoides is the source of this 1630-nucleotide messenger RNA. RefSeq lists its product as uncharacterized. The coding region runs from base 1 to 1224 and encodes 407 amino acids. The transcript is spliced from 11 exons. The record is from RefSeq and is a predicted model, not a curated record. NCBI's taxonomy places the organism in Eukaryota, Viridiplantae, Streptophyta, Magnoliopsida, Poales, Poaceae.